GCGCGGCGGGCGGGCCGCGGCAGGGAGUGGCUGCCGGACCGACCGGACCGCGAGGCCGCUGGGCGGCGGUCGGCUCCUGCUGCCCUUGUCCCGAGACCCCGCGCACCUGGCCAGGGUUCACCGCCGCACGCCCUGACCCCAGAGCGUCCUCCUCCCUGUCACUUAGAAAGUCCCCGCCUGCGCUGGGAAAGACUAGCAGAUGAAGGCCCCUGGUUAGGCAGCCCACUAGUGUCCUGAGAGCCCUGGAGGCUCGGUCAGAGGUCCCUGGCCCCGAAAUGGCCCGUCGCUCCCAGAGCUCCUCACAGGGGGACAACCCUCUGGCCCCCGGGUACCUGCCACCUCACUACAAAGAGUACUACCGCCUGGCAGUGGACGCACUGGCCGAGGGCGGCCCAGAGGCCUACAGCCGCUUCCUGGCGGCCGAGGGGGCCCCUGCCUUCUUGUGCCCUGAGGAGCUGGAGCACGUGAGCCGCCACCUUCGGCCCCCGCAGCAUGUAGCCCUGGAGCCCCCCGAAGGCAGCCCGCCCAACGUGGACUUCGAUGGCUCCUCUGGCACCUACUGGCCUGUAAACUCGGACCAGGCCGUGCCUGAACUCGACCUGGGCUGGCCCCUGACCUUCGGCUUCCAGGGCACCGAGGUCACCACACUGGUGCAGCCGCCGCCACCCGACAGCCCCAGCAUCAAGGACGAGGCUAGAAGGAUGAUCCGCUCCGCCCAGCAGGUGGUGGCCGUGGUGAUGGACAUGUUCACCGACGUGGACCUUCUUGGUGAAGUGCUGGAGGCCGCCGCGCGCCGAGUCCCCGUCUACAUCCUCCUAGACGAGAUGAACGCGCAGCACUUCCUGGACAUGGCCGACAAGUGCCGCGUCAACCUGCACCACGUGGAUUUCCUGCGCGUGCGCACUGUGGCGGGCCCCACCUACUACUGCCGCACUGGGAAGUCCUUCAAGGGCCACGUGAAGGAGAAGUUCCUCCUGGUGGACUGUGCCGUGGUGAUGAGUGGGAGCUACAGCUUUAUGUGGUCCUUCGAGAAGAUCCACCGGAGCCUGGCCCACGUGUUCCAGGGCGAGCUGGUCUCCAGUUUCGAUGAGGAAUUCCGCAUCCUCUUCGCACAAUCCGAGCCACUGGUACCCUCCGCCGGGGCUCUGGCCCGCAUGGACGCCUACGCGCUGGCUCCAUACGCGGGGGCUGGGCCCCUCACGGGCGGCCAGAUGCCCGGAGCGCCGACCCCUUUCUCCUUCCCCAAACGAGCCCACCUCCUGUUCCCACCGCCUCGGGAGGAAGGCCUGGGCUUCCCCUCCUUCCUCGACCCCGACCGCCACUUCCUGUCAGCCUUCCGCCGAGAGGAGGCCCCGCGGAUGCCCGGCGGCGCCCUGGAGCCGCACUUGGGGCUGCGGCCGCUGUCGCGGCGUCUGGACGAGGCGGGACCAGGCGGGGAGCUGGCGGGCCCGCGGGGCUUCUUUCAGGCACGGCACCUGGAGAUGGACGCCUUCAAGAGGCACAGCUACGCGGCGGCCGACGGCACGGGCGCCGUGGAGAACUUCGCCUCCGCGCGGCAGGUGUCUAGGCAGACGUUCCUCAGCCACGGCGACGACUUCCGCUUCCAGACCAGCCACUUCCACCGCGACCAGCUCUACCAGCAGCACUACCAGUGGGACCCGCAGCUCGCCCCGGCGCGCCCGCAGGGCCUGUUCGAGAAGCUGCGCGCCGGCCGCCCCGGCUUCGCCGACCAUGACGACUUUGCCCUGGGCGCCGGGCCACGCUUCCCGGAGCUCGGCCACGAAGGCCACCAGCGGCUGGACUACGUGCCGUCCAGUGCGUCACGGGAGGUGCGCCACGGCUCGGACCCCGCCUUCGGGCCUGGGGCCCGUGCCCUGGAAGCCGGCGGGGCCUCCCGCCCUAACCUGGGCCAGCGCUUCCCUUGCCAGGCGGUGACGAGGCCAAGCCCAGAGACUGCGCCCGAGGCGGAGCCGGAGCGCAGGGGCGGCCCGGAGGGGCGCGCGGGACUGCGGCACUGGCGCCUGGCCUCCUACCUGAGCGGCUGCCACGGUGAGGACGCUGGCGAGGAGGGCCUGCCUGCGCCCAUGGAGGCGGAGGCCUAUGAAGACGACGUCCUGGUUUCUGGAGGCCGGGCGGCCGCCGGGGACCUGCUUCCCUCGGCCUUCCGUGUGUCAGGGUCCUUCCCAGCCAAGGGCCCGGUGCCAGGCUGCAGCAGCAGUGGUGGCGAGGGCCUGGAGCGUGAGGGCCCAGAGGAGGCAGGCCUGGCCAAGCAGGACUCUUUCCGCUCACGCCUGAACCCGCUGAUCCAGCGCAGCUCGAGGCUGCGCUCGUCACUCAUCUUCAGCACGUCGCAGGCGGAGGGCGCGGGCGGGGCCCCUGCAGCCACCACUGAGAAGGUGCAGCUGCUGCACAAGGAGCAGGCGGUCAGCGAGAUGCUGGGAUCCGGCGGCGAGGCUGUGCGCUCCGCUGCCUCCACCAAGGUGGCCGAGCUCCUGGAGAAGUACAAGAGCCCGCCUCAAGACCCCGGAGGCACGGGGGCCGCAGUCACGGUCACCAGCCACAGCAAGGCUGUCCUGUCGCAGGCUUGGCGGGAGGAGGUGUCGGCGCCCGGGGGUCCAGGGACCGAGCGCCGCAGCCUUGAAAGCUGCCUGCUGGACCUGCGCGACUCCUUUGCACAGCGGCUGCACCAGGAGGCUGAGCGGCAGCCUGGAGCUGCCACUCUCACUGCCACUCAGCUGCUCGACACGCUGGGCCGGGGUGGCGGCGGCACUGACCGGCUGCCCUCCCGCUUCCUCUCGGCGCAAGGGCGGGACAGCCCCCCACUGGAGGGGCCUGGGGCACACCAGGCCCCCCACUCUGAGCCAAAAGGGAGCUCCACCUCAGCCUACCCGGAGCGGAAGGAGAGUCCCACGCCUGGGCUUCCCACCCGCAGAGGCAGCCCCACCACAGGAUUUACUGAGCAGAAAGGGAGCCCCACCUCUGCCUACCCUGAGCGCAGGGGCAGCCCGGUGCCGCCUGUCCCCGAGCGCAGGGGCAGCCCGGUGCCUCCCGUGCCCGAGCGCAGGGGCAGCCCAGUGCCUCCCGCCCCGGAGCGUCGGGGCAGCCUCACUCUUCCCUUCUCUGGGGAGUCUCCAAAGACCGGGCCCACAGAGGAGGCGGCUGGUGGCCCCAUGGAAGUCCUGCGCAAGGGCUCUGUGCGGCUGAGGCAGCUGCUGAGCCCCAAGGGCGAGCGGCGUGCCGAGGCCGAGGGCAGCUUCCCAGCCCCGCAGGAGAACGGGCAGCCUGAGAGCCCCCGGCGCCCUUCUCUAGGCCGGGGCGACAGCGCGGAGGCUGCCGCGGGAGAUGAGCGGGGCCCGAGGGCGCGUGUGGCCUCGGCCACCGCCAAUGCCUUGUACAGCAGCAACCUGCGGGAUGACACGAAAGCCAUUCUGGAGCAGAUCAGCGCGCACGGCCAGAAGCACCGGGGCGGCCCCGCGCCGGCCCCGACCCCGGCCCGCGGCAGCCCUGAGCUCGCUCACCCCCCCGCCGCCGGCGGCCUGGCCCCCGACAUGUCCGACAAGGACAAGUGUUCGGCCAUCUUCCGCUCCGACAGCCUGGGGACCCAGGGCCGGCUGAGCCGCACGCUGCCCGCCAGCGCCGAGGAGCGCGACCGGCUGCUGCGCCGCAUGGAGAGCAUGCGCAAGGAGAAGCGCGUCUACAGCCGCUUCGAGGUCUUCUGCAAAAAGGAGGAGCCCGGGGGCCCGGGGGCCGGGGGGAGCCCGGCGGAGGAGGACGCCAGGGACAGCAAGGUGGGCAAGUUCAUGCCCAAGAUCCUGGGCACCUUCAAGAGCAAGAAAUGAGUCUCCCAGGGCAGGGUGCCCGCGUUCUGGCCCCCUGGCGGGCGGAAGACCUGGCCCUGAUCCGGAGCACCUGGAACCCGGCUGUCCGGGAGGCUCACCCGCUGGUGGUCCUCCCUGCCCCUCGGCCUCUGCCCUCGGGCCUCCGUCCUCCAGGUCUGGCUCCUCUCCCCCACACCGGCGUCUCUGGACCCUCAGCCUCUUGCUUCUUACACAUCUGUCUCCGUUGUUUGGACUUCAGGGACCUGUUUCUCUGUGCCUCAGUCCCCGUAUUUUGGGGUGCCCAUCUCUGUGCCUCAGUCCCCGUAUUUUGGGGGUCACCUCUGUGCCUCAGCCCCCGUAUUUUGGGGGUCACCUCUGUGCCUCAGUCCCCGUAUUUUGGGGGUCACCUCUGUGCCUCAGUCCCCGUAUUUUGGGGGUCACCUCUGUGCCUCAGCCCCCAUAUUUUGGGCACCAUCUCUCUGCCCCAGUCCCCCAUUCUCUGGGGGUCCUCGUAUCUCAGGGCUCGCCUCUGCUCACGGCUCCUGGCUGUGCUGCUCUCACCCUGCUGUCUCCGCUCUGCCUGGCAGCCCAGGACCCCACAGGACUCCCCCCCACCACCACCUCCACCUCAGGUCUCUAGGGACUCGCUUCCUGCCUUGCCCCUCCUCACGGCCUCCAUCCCUGCCGCCUGGGACCUUUCUUGGUGGCCCGUCCUUUCACUGUUGGGGAGGGGGGAGUGUAUGGCCACUGAGGGUCCUUGAGGGGCUGCCUUGUUGAGAACAGAGACGCGUGGCCGGCACCGAGCGAGGAGUGCGCACCAGGCUUUGCAGUAGUAAGUCAGGUGGAUGGUGUGAGGUCCCGGCCUCAUGAAGGGUCCCUGACAGAUGCAUGUUCACAAGUGCCAUCCUCAGCCACGCCCCUGACGGGGGCUGGAGGCGGAGCUCUUGUUCUGUGGCACCUGAGCCCCAACCCACUACUCAGAGGGGCCCUGAUGCCCAUGAGGUGGGCAUGGUCCUUGCCCUGCAGAUGCCCAGCAAACCCCGACUGCACCCUCUUCUGCAGCCUUUCCCCUUUGUCACCAAUCCCAGCAUCUGUCCAGGGUGCCCCCACUUAGCUUUCUUGUAUCUUGUUUUAGCUCCAGAUAGUAACUUUGAUCUGGAUGACACACUUUGGCACCAAAUGCUCAGACAGUUCCCACUGUAGGUGCUAGUAUUGUUAAAUUAAUGUUUGUGCAAUUUUUUUUUUUAACGGCCGCCCCCCCGGGCCAAGUUCCCAGGCCAGGGAUCGAAUCCCAGCUACAGAUGAGAUCUGCACUGCAGCUGCGCCAACACUGGCUACUGAGCCAGGCCAAGGAUUGAACCCAUGGCUCCCCGGCAGCCUGAGCUGCUGCAGUAGGACUCUUAACCCACUGUGCCACAGCAGGAACU
This is a messenger RNA of Phacochoerus africanus (Common warthog), 5245 nucleotides long. RefSeq names its product family with sequence similarity 83 member H (gene SACK1H). The record is from RefSeq and is a predicted model, not a curated record. Gene Ontology annotation, molecular function: keratin filament binding. Gene Ontology annotation, cellular component: keratin filament. NCBI's taxonomy places the organism in Eukaryota, Metazoa, Chordata, Mammalia, Artiodactyla, Suidae. Gene Ontology annotation, biological process: protein localization to cytoskeleton; positive regulation of cell migration; intermediate filament cytoskeleton organization. The transcript is spliced from 6 exons. The coding region runs from base 276 to 3839 and encodes 1187 amino acids.